AAACAAACGCAAAGCCAAACAGUACUUAAGUCUUAACCCGAGACUUUGAUUAUCUCGCGUUCGUCUUAUACAGAAACAGAUACCCAGAAAAAAAGCACUCUUUUAGACUUUAACAAUCUCUACGAUCAAUCAUAAACAGAAAAAUCCUUCUUUCAAUCAUAUAUUUGGCAGAGGCUUAUCCUUGCCUUCAAUUCAUCAAUGUCACUCUUAAACCAGCUCUUCAGCAGAGGUGUUUUUGGCACAAAAUGCAAAACAAGCUUGAACUUGGCUAUUUCGCGCAUCAAACUGCUGCAAAACAAGCGAGACAUGCAGCUCAAACAUAUGCGCAAGGAGAUAGCCCAAUUUUUGCAGGCUGGACAGGAAGCCAUAGCUCGAAUUCGGGUGGAGCAUGUUAUAAGGGAACAGAACAUGUGGGCUGCAUAUGAGAUAUUAGAGCUUUUCUGUGAAUUUGUCCUUGCACGUGUUCCUAUUAUUGAAAGCCAGAGGGAAUGUCCAUCAGAAUUGCGAGAAGCUAUUGCAAGCAUAAUAUUUGCAGCUCCCAGAUGCUCAGAUUUGCCAGAUUUGUUGCAGAUAAAGAAUUUGUUUACUGCAAAAUAUGGCAAGGAAUUUGUCAUGGCUGCAUCAGAACUUCGUCCUGAUUCUGGUGUCAACCGUACAAUAAUAGAAAAGCUUUCAGUUCUUGCUCCAGCUGCACAGAUAAAGCUCAAGGUAUUGAAAGACAUUGCACAAGAGUACAAUCUGGCAUGGGAUUCUUCAAGCACAGAAGCAGAAUUCAGUAAAACACAUGAAGAUUUGCUGGCUGGAUCAAAGCAAAUACCUGUUGGAGCAGCACUUUCUCAAGCUCCCAACAAACAAGGUUCUUUUAUGUCUUCUCCUUCCAAUGGGACACAUUCUAUCAAGCAUAUGGAAAGUAAACAAGAAUCUCAGCACCUUCAUGCUCCUAGCGCUUCAAGCAAUGCUACUUUCUUGGGUACUAAUGAAAUUGAACCAUCAAUAAAAAAUUAUGAUGUGGGACCAAUUAGUGAUGCCAAAAGGGAGUCAAGACCACAAUCAACUGAUAUCUUGGAGAAAGCUCGAGCUGCCAUUGCAUCUGCUGAGCAUGCAUCUGCGGCUGCCCGUGCAGCUGCCGCGCUGGUGAAUGUUGAAUUUAGAUCAUUGAAGGUAGAAGAGGGAAAGUCUUCAUAGUGCUGAACCUGUUUGGCUUCGUGUGCAUUCUUGUGAUUUCACAGAAGCAGUCUUUCUAAAAUCCAUGGAAGCAAAGAGGCUGGGUAAGAGAGAGAGAGAGAGAGUGAUUUCACUAAAGGUAAUGCACUUCCCAAUCUUUUGUUGAGGACAACACACUGUAUUAAUGUAUAUGUUACCUUGUAUAAUUGUGAUGGCUAAAAAUUGAAACUCAGCUGUGACUUAACUGAAUAAGAAAUUCAGCUCUGAUAUUUACUGUAUAUGUUACCUUGUAUAAUUGUGAUGGCUAAAAAUUGAAACUCAGCUGUGACUUAACUAAAUAAGAAAUUCAGCUCUGAUAUUUUUACAGUAAAUAAUAUUGAUAGAAUUUUAUUUAUUUUUCAUAUUGAAUUGGGAAAGCACAUGCAAUAGCUUCCCAAGUUCUGUAUAUGUGCUGUUAAGGCCAAUUCUGCCUGUCAUAUGGUGUCUGUAUGUGGAGUCACCAUAAAAGAAUGAUAUAGAAGUUACAGAAUUUCAUUGGUUUGCUUUGGGAUAA
This is a messenger RNA of Quercus lobata, 1717 nucleotides long. Its product is annotated as Regulator of Vps4 activity in the MVB pathway protein. The transcript has 6 exons. The coding region runs from base 199 to 1185 and encodes 328 amino acids. The record is from RefSeq and is a predicted model, not a curated record. Gene Ontology annotation, biological process: protein transport. Lineage: Eukaryota; Viridiplantae; Streptophyta; Magnoliopsida; Fagales; Fagaceae.